AAAAUAACUUGAUUACACACAAACGUAUUCAUACUAGAGAGAAGUCUUACCACUGUGAUGUCUGCAGCACAUCAUUCUCUGACCAAAGUGCCUUAAAGUCUUAUAUACAAAGUGUUCAUACAGGGGAGAAGCCAUUUCACUGUAACGGUGAUAAUGAUGAUGAUUUGUGAGAAAUCUUUCUCUAAAAACAUUAGCUUGACUACACACAAACAUUCAUACAGGAGAGAAACCUUAUCAUUGUGAUGUCUGUUUUAUGUCAUUCUCUCAUCAAAGUGCUUUUAAUUCACACAUGCGUUUCCAUACGGGGAAGAAGCCAUUUCACUGUGACAUCUGUAGUAAAUCAUUCUUUCAAAAAUGUGACUUGCAUAGACACAAACGUCUUCAUACAGGAGAGAAGCCUUAUCACUGUGAUGUCUGUGGUACAUCAUUCUCUGACCGAAGCGCUUUAAAUUCUCACAUACGUGUUUAUACAGGGGAAAAGCCGUUUCACUGUGAAUUCUGUGGCAAGUCAUUCUCCGAAAGUGCUACAUUGACUAGACAUACACGUAUUCAUACAGGAGAGAAGCCAUAUCAUUGUGAUAUCUGUGGUACAUCAUUCUCUCAGCAAAGUGCCUUAAAUUGUCACAUUUGUGGCAGUAUUUUUUCAACUAGAAAAUUUUCAAAGAUUUUACACUGUUACAUUACAAGUAAACAUUUUCAUUUCCAGAAUAUAAAAUAA
This is a messenger RNA of Octopus sinensis (East Asian common octopus), 718 nucleotides long. Its product is annotated as zinc finger protein 239-like. The record is from RefSeq and is a predicted model, not a curated record. The transcript is spliced from 3 exons. Gene Ontology annotation, cellular component: nucleus. The coding region runs from base 254 to 718 and encodes 154 amino acids. Lineage: Eukaryota; Metazoa; Mollusca; Cephalopoda; Octopoda; Octopodidae.